CAAGCAGGAGGCAGCAACUCCGGGGACAGAAUGGGCCAUGUCCUACCCAGUGACCAGUCAGCCCCAAAGCGCCAGCACCUGCUACCAGACCCAGCUCAGUGACUGGCACACCAGCCUCACGGACUGCUGCAACGACAUGCCCGUCUGUCUGUGCGGCACCUUCGCCCCGCUGUGCCUCGCCUGCCGCAUCUCCGACGACUUCGGCGAGUGCUGCUGCACGCCCUACCUGCCCGGAGGCCUGCACUCCCUCCGCACCGGCAUGCGCGAGCGCUACCGCAUCCAGGGCUCUGUCGGGAAGGACUGGGCAGCCCUCACCUUUUGUUUGCCCUGCGCCCUCUGUCAGAUGGCGCGGGAACUGAAGAUCCGAGAGUAAAGAAGUUUCCCCCACCCUUCUCCUCUCAGCGCCCCCGCCCCGUGACGCCUGCCCUCCUCUGCCCUCUCCUGGGAAGGCCUGCCCCUCCGCCCCAUCCCUCACCAAAAAUGCGUCCACAAUAAAAACCUGAAAACCAA
Molecule: messenger RNA, 510 nt
Organism: Dama dama (fallow deer)
Lineage: Eukaryota; Metazoa; Chordata; Mammalia; Artiodactyla; Cervidae
Gene: CNFN
Product: cornifelin
Exons: 4
Coding region: 38-373 (111 amino acids)
Cellular component (GO): cornified envelope
Source: RefSeq, a predicted model, not a curated record